ACACGUUGUGCAAUCCGACCCGAUCAGCUGUCAACAGCCGUACGGCAGGUUGGGGGUGUGCAGAAUCCAAAACAAAGGCACUUUUCACUUGUUUAUUUUUCUCCGCCUCUGUUUCCUGCUGGUGCUAGAUUUGCGCACCGUAAAAAAAAUUAAAACAGCACGAGCUGUUAGCCGUGAUUACAUCGGAUAGGAGCAUAGCAAGGAGCAUAGGUCGUGUGACAACACGUAUAUCAACACGUAAAGAGGAACGUGGAAUGGUGGUUCUGUGAAUCACCAAUCAGUCGGAAGUGCCGCGGCAGCAUGUAAGACAGAGCGAGAGAGUAAGAGAAAGUUGUAGGGCGCCAUCAUUGCGUCGCCGUUCUGAGACACUGACAACAAUCGAGGCGGUGAAAAUUCAUUGCUGCGUGAUUAUCGCACCAAAAGGUAACACUACCUGCAAAAAACCAGUGCCUGAACGCGGCAAAGCCUUCCGUCACGCCACACACCGAGGAACGCAGGAAAACGAAACGGUCCAAAUGAACGACAAUAUCAAGUACGAGAUGGACAUGAAGAUGGAACCGUCCAGCCCGCCGGAAAAGGAUCGCAACAUGUACUCGCGGUGCUCGAGCGCGGGCAGCAUCCACACACCGACCUCCUCCGCGCACAACUCGGAGGACGAGGAGGACUCGGGCGACAACAAGAGCAGCACGAUGAGCUACAAGGAGCGCCGGCGGGAGGCGCACACGCAGGCGGAGCAGAAGCGGCGCGACGCGAUCAAGAAGGGGUACGACUCGCUGCAGGAGCUGGUGCCGACCUGCCAGCAGACCGACGCGUCCGGCUACAAGCUGAGCAAGGCGUCCGUGCUGCAGAAGUCGAUCGACUACAUCGGCUACCUGCAGCAGAACAAGAAGAAGCUCGAGGAGGAGCGGGCCUCGCUGCAGAAGGAGGUGAUGGCGCUGCGCAUCAUCAAGAAGAACUACGAGCACAUGCUGCAGCACCAGCAGACGUCGCCGGGCCGGACCGAGGCCCGGCUGAGCGACGAUGUCAAGUUUCAGGUGUUCAAGGCGAUCAUGGACGAGAUGUUCGUCACGUUCGAGCAGCUGCCGAUGAGCGACUUUGCCGAGCUGACGUCCGGCGUGAUACCGUGGCUGGAGGAGCACUGCAAGCCGCACCUGCUGCGGGACGUCGUCAACCGGAUGCUGGCCCACAUCACCGCGAACUGUACCGCGGACAGUGGGGCGCCCGACCUGGGCAACCGGGAGAUGAACUGAGAGAGAGCGAGCGAGUCAUCGCACAUUGGUUAUUAUGCACUGUUUGCUGUUGUACAUGUUUUUUUUUCUCCCUAUAUCCUUUUUUUUUAUUUUGUUACUCAAUGCUCAGGAACAGUAUUGGACGUGUCUGGGCGGAUAUAUCUAUACAUCACAAACGUUAUACGUGGGAGGGUCUUAGCUGCCGAAUAUGCAAUGGGAAGAAUAGAUUGGUUAAUAUAUACAUAUAUAUAUAUAUAUACAAACGUAAAUCGCAAAGGAUGUGGGAUUUGGUAUUGUAAGCUCAGUUGCAAGCGUUUCAAUUUUGUGCGAUAUUCAUUCUUAAUAAGUUUAGUGUGUUGGGUCUGGGCUUAAUAAUAGUGUCGGGUCAAUCAGAUUCAGAUUCAUGGAUCUUUGAAAUGUUUCAAUGAAUCUGAAUUGCAAUUCCAAUGGGAUCAUGUGAGAUUCAUGCAAGAUCAUCUCUACAGGUUCAUGAAUCUCUGAAGAUUUAUAAAACUUAAUGGAUUCCUGAAUCUUAUAGAGAAUCUUUUGGAGAUACAUGAAUCUCUACAGAUUUCUUUGGAGAUUCAAGAAUCUUUAGGAAUUAGAUUCGAGACCCUUUCCCUACAGAUACAUACAUAAGAUACAUAGGGUGUACUUUGUUUUUGUAGCACCCCCUCUUAGACCUAUCGCAAACGGUUGUUUCUUAAAAAACUGAUGAAGAGAACGGUUUCAUAAACAUGUCCACAAGUUGGUA
This is a messenger RNA of Anopheles arabiensis, 1983 nucleotides long. It is a transcript of the gene bigmax, whose product is annotated as max-like protein X. The record is from RefSeq and is a predicted model, not a curated record. The transcript is spliced from 4 exons. The coding region runs from base 516 to 1250 and encodes 244 amino acids. Gene Ontology annotation, molecular function: RNA polymerase II cis-regulatory region sequence-specific DNA binding; protein dimerization activity; DNA-binding transcription factor activity, RNA polymerase II-specific. NCBI's taxonomy places the organism in Eukaryota, Metazoa, Arthropoda, Insecta, Diptera, Culicidae. Gene Ontology annotation, cellular component: nucleus. Gene Ontology annotation, biological process: regulation of transcription by RNA polymerase II.